GAGCAUCACACACGCGCCACCUCCUCCCUCCUGACGAGCCAAGCUCUUCUCACUGUGUUGGCUCGUGCCACCCUUACCCACUACAGCAACGACAACAACAGCGCUGGGGUGUGUGGUGAAAGGAGAGCAAUACUGUGAGAGGGUCGUGUCCACAAGAACACUGCUUAAAGCCAACACUACGGGUUGGAGAUCAUGAAUACUGUUAGUGUCUUACCUAGUCGCGAGGAGCUGGCCUGUCACCGGACGCUCCUUAUUUAACAAGGACCCUUAGCAGCUUAUUGUGUUGUGAUAUAAGAGUGAAAAGUCACGGAGUGGAGGAGAAGAAACUAAGUUACUAUGUUGUGUCGGACUACGGGUUUAGAGAUAUCAUAACAUCCACAGCUCAAGAUUAAGAAAACCUCUUCAAGUCUAACAUUAAGCUACAUCACUGUUCCCAUUAUCCAGUGCUAUUAUAGACUUAACAUGAAAUAAAAAACACCACGAAGAGUGAAGCGGUGCCAAAACGUGUAAUUACGGCAAUCACAACAAUGACGCAACCCUGAGAAUGUGUAGUGUCUAUUAAACCUCUCGGCGUCGGGAGUGUGAUGUUGUGAGGAGGAAGUGGUGAUGUUGAGGUUUGUGUUGAGGCAGAUCUGAUGUGUACUGGGAUGUACUGAAGGGAUGUUGAGUGUGUAUGUGUGUGGAGCAUCAGAGUCUCUGCCAUCCACCUGUCUUGUGAGGAUCACUGUGAGACCUCAACGCGCGGUCAGACCUUCUUGCGAGUCGAAGCUUCAGCACCAGUAUAAUACACAUGAUUUAUUCCCCGAUUAUUCAGUGAUUUAAGAUUAUACGAUGCAAGCGGAUGAACUCAGAGCACUUUGCCAAUUCAUUGCAUCAAAAGAUCAGACUCAAGGUCCGCCAUGGGAUUAUGCUACUAGUUAUUGUGUUUUACUGCCAUAAGAAAUUAAUUAAAGAUGAAAGUACGUUGUUGUGGACUUUGAUAUUCGUGGGCCCAGGAAGUGAGUAAAGAGCAGUCCAAACAUGGCUGAUAGUGGGGACUUACCGGCCCAGUGUUGUGACCUUACGCACCCUGACUUGUUCUGUGCCCGUGUCUUACCUGACGAAGGGUCUACUCACCGUCCCCACUUCUUCACUGGUUCCGGGGACGACUUGAACCGGUUCACAGACACGGCCGGCCCUUCAGACACAGAUGAUUAUUCACAAGCGUUCACAGACAGGGUUAGUCAUCCAGACCUAGAUGGGUGUUCACGUGACUUCACUGAUGACACACUCAGUCAGCAAGACACAGAUGAUUGCACACUUACGUUCACAGACACGGAUGACUACUCGAAUCUGUUCUCAGAUGCAAUCAGCCAGACAGACACAGAUUUUUCCUUACAGACGUUCACAGACAAUAUCAGAAUUCCAAACAGGGAUGACCAGUCGUCUGCGCUCACAGGUACAACUGGUCACACAGACGCUGGUAGCUGCUCCCAUACUUGUACAGUCACAGUUCACCGACCAGACACCUUCACAGACCCCGCUCUUUACCCAAAUGCCUACGAUCACACCUUCACAGAUGGAAACGGCCACACACAGACUAUUCAAGCUACGGUCCACCACACAGACUCUAAUGACUGCCCCAACAUUUUUACAGAGAAUGGCGACUACCCUUAUUCUUCCACUGAUACGCUUAACUCACACAUAUCCACAGACAUAGAUGACCACACCACCAGAGAAACAGUUUGUAUAUUACACACCAAUAAAGACACGCAGCUGGAGACCUCAAAAGAGGUGACACAUCUGCACGCUCAGUCUCCAGCCGUCAUAGACUCAUCUCGCUACCAGAGUCAGUUCAUCUCGAGGAAACAUCCCCUGAUAGAUGCUCAGCACGGUCUCAAUCACCCACACCAUUCCAUAAUAGACGCAAACAACUACCACAGACCCCUGGAUGGGAUCACAGACACGAGCGACGAGGACUGUCGCCAACCAGAGGCCACUACAGACUCAAGUCAACAUAAGGAACAAAUUACAGACGAUGAGGAAGACCUGCCACCUUCCAUCAGUGACACAGACGAGAUGGAGCAACACGAGGAGCCUCCCACGAUAAGAUUAUCCGAGAGGAAGGUGAGUGAGGCUUCUGAUGGGGAUGUGGUCCAAGAUGAAGUUCCUCGACGUCUGAGCUUCAUAAAGGCUGCUCCUCGCCGUCAACUAUCCCACAACGUGAUGUUUGGACGCAGGUUGUCCCACGACGUGACGCUUAAACGCAAGUUUUCCCACGAUAUAACAUUGAGGCGCAACUUGUCCCAGGAUGCACUCCUCACUCGUCAGCGGUCCCAAGAAGAACUUCUCACUCGCCAGCGGUCCCAGGAUGCCAUACUGACUCUGGGACGUCAGGCACCCCGGGAAGGAACCACUGACAGGUUGCUACCUCCUCUGCGACGACUCUCUGACCUCCGCAACCUGACGCUGACCCUGGGUCUCCAGAUUCAUGGCUCCUUUCUUAACCUCGCUACUGAAAAAUCCCGCAAACAGUCGGACCAGAUGGUGUCGCUGAGCUUCAAGUCCCUGGAGUCAUACAUUUCGGAGGACAACUUGACUGGCCUGCAAACCUUCCUGGCUACCCGCACUGUGGUUAUUGAUGACAGGGAUGAGAAUGGUGCCACCGCUCUCAUCGUCGCCGCUAGCAAGGGCAAGCCUGAAUUCUGCAACCAGUUCCUCCUCCACGGUGCAGACGUUAACAUUGAAGACAACGACCAGUGGUCGCCCAUCAUCACAGCAGCCAAGGAAGGCCAUGUGGAGACUGUGGCAACACUUCUGGACCAUGGCGCCAAUAUCCAUCACAGAGAAUUGGGUGGGUGGACGGCAGUCAUGUGGGCAUGCUACAAAGGUCACACUGCUCUGGUCAAGAUGCUACUGGCACGUGGUGCAGACCCCAACACUCAGGGUCAACACCACAUGACCUCAUUGGUGUGGGCAGCUGGACGAGGUCACACAGAGAUCGUCCAUGACCUGCUGGAGCAUGGGGCCAAGGUUAACAUUGGAGAUAAAUUUGGAACGACUCCACUAAUCUGGGCGUGUCGUAAAGGAUUUUAUGAGAUUGCUAGAGAUCUAUUGCAACAUGGGGCAAACGUGGAUGCUUCUGGCAUGUAUUCAUGGACCCCCUUGCUGGUAGCCACACGGGGUAACUACGUGGAUCUGGUUCAUCUUCUACUGGAGCACCGUCCUAACCUCAAUGCUUUGGACAAAGAUGGAGGCACAGCUCUUACUAUUGCUUGUAAGGAGGGUUACACAGAGAUUGCGAAUGCUUUACUUAACAGUGGAGCCUAUGUCAACAUGCAGGAUCGGAAUAGUGAUACAAAUCUUAUUUAUGCUGCACGUGGAGGUCACCGGGCGGUAGUGGAGUCGCUGCUUAAGAAAUACUGUGAUGUAGAUAUGGUGGGCAAGGAAAGGAAGACAGCGCUAUACUGGGCAGUAGAGAAAGGUCAUACAGCAGUUGUCAAGGUUCUCUUAAGUGCAAAUCCUGACCUCGAACACACUACUAAAGAAGGGGAUACCUGCCUUCUACGAGCAGUCCGUAACAAGAAUGCGGAAGUGGUGCAGCUAUUAGUAGACAAAAAGACACGGGUGUCAGUUGCCGAUAAGAAAGGAGACACUGUAUUACACAUUGCCAUGAGAGGCCGGUCGAAGAGAAUAGUAGAAAUCUUGCUGAGAAAUCCUAAAAACAGUCAGCUGUUAUACCGUCCAAAUCGAGCUGGUGAGACUCCAUAUAACAUCGACCUCUCCAACCAGAAAACCAUCCUUGGCCAGAUCUUUGGAGCACGUCGUCUUAAUACCAAUGAGGACAAUGAAAACAUGUUGGGUUAUGACCUGUAUUCAUCAUCUAUGGCCGACAUCCUCAGUGAACCGUCUCUCUCUAUGCCCAUCUCUGUUGGCCUUUAUGCAAAGUGGGGGUCUGGCAAGUCAUUCCUUAUUCGCAAACUGAAGGAGGAGAUGGGGAGUUUUGCCCGUCAGUGGGUAGAGCCAUUGUUUCAGUUCUCCCCACUGGUGCUGCUGCUAGUAGUGCACCUUUCACUGCUAUUGGGACUCAUUACUGCAGUUCCCACAUUCUCCUGGGCCGUGGGUGUGGCAGUAGGGGGUGGAAUCUUCGUUUCAUUAACCCUCUUCCUUGUUGUUGUUUGGCAUGGUUCCAGGAGGUACGAAUGGCAUUUAUGGUACAGGUGGAGUGUAUCACUGGAAAGACAAAUGGCAGCCUUCAAGCUGGUCUUGCAGGUUAUAUUCUGCUCACCACCAGGAUCACAGUGGAAAGAAUGGAAGGAUGGGGUGCAUGCCAGACCUCUCAAGUUCAUCUUCGCUGAAGGUGCUAAACCCAGCAGUACAGCGGCAGGAGAGAAUUCAGUGGUUCAGAUGUUGGGAUCCCUCUUUGAUAUGGUUGAGAGAGAAUAUGGAUUGUUUGCUACGAGGUUUUAUAGAGCCUUCCGACCUAAAGCACAGGGUUUAUCGGCUCCAUGGAAGUACCGACGUUUGUGUGGUGUUCCAUACAUCUUUAUCUUCUUUGUCACUCUCAUUUGUUUGCUGACGGUUGGAGUUAUUGCUGGACUCUUUGGUUUUCAUCCUGAAACUCCUGUUGAAGCGGAAGAGAGACAACAAUUGAAUGGCGCAGAGUCCAUUGGGAAUUUCCAUGAAGAAGAAGAUGAUGAUGACGAUGAUGAUGAUGUCAGUGGUGAAUCCAGUGAAGAAAGCGAAUAUAUUGAUCUGCGGCCGUACCAUGGAGCGUUAAUGAAUCCAUUACUCAUUACUCUGGGUGUGCUGGCGGCUGUAGUGGUGGUGGCCAACCUUCACACUCUAGCCCGUAUGGUUGGCUCUCUCAUCUUCUCUCACCGCCGACACCUUCUCCGUGCUGUGUCCAAACUUGACACCAUCAAGGCAGAGGGCUACUUGCAGACUCUCAAGAAUGAGGUUAAUCUCAUGGUGGAAAUGGUGAAGUGCCUGGAUGCAUUUACGGCCCAGCAGACACGUCUUGUGGUCGUUGUGGAUGGCCUUGAUAGCUGCGAACAGGAGAAGGUGCUGUCGGUCCUUGAUGCCGUCCACACACUCUUUACAGACUCCUCUGCACCAUUCAUAAUUCUCCUCGCCAUUGAUCCACAUAUCAUCACUAAAGCCGUGGUAGCCUCGAGACAGCAGAAGGUACAGAGGGAUCACAGACCCAUGGCUAUAGAGCUGCAUGUCCACCGGGUGUUCAGUGAGUCAUCCAUUAGUGGUCAUGAUUACCUCCGGAAUAUUGUCCACCUGCCCUUCUACCUUCAAAAUUCAGGACUACGUAAAGUGAAGCAAGCACAACAGGCGGCAGAGAGAAUGAGAGGUCGUUCACAAAACACAUGGUUGGAAGUGGAAACAGAUUCUGUUAGCAUUGCUACAACAUCAGCCAUGGGCGGUAUCAGUCAUAUACCAUUAAAUCGGUGUUUAUCAACUGAAAGCGGAUGCAAUUUCACUAUUCCUGCAAACCGUCGAAUGUCUUCUGAAAGUGGUCUGAGUUCAUCUCAGAACCUGAGACGCAACAACAGCAAAAGCAGCCGUAGGACUCUCAAGCCCUCUGAUUCCAUCGCCUCCAGCAUAGGAUCUAAUUUGAACCGUGUCGGAGGAGCACAAGACCUCACCAAGGUUUUAUUGACAGAUGACUAUUUUAGUGACAUCAAUCCUCGCUCAAUGAGAAGAUUAAUGAAUGUUGUAUAUAUCACUGGAAGAUUAUUAAAAGCAUUCCACAUAGACUUCAAUUGGUACCAUUUAGCGUCGUGGAUCAACAUCACAGAACAGUGGCCUUACCGUGCUUCCUGGCUUAUCCUCUACUAUGAAGCCAAUGAAGAUACAUUGGAAGAUAAAACCUCUUUGAAAGAUCUCUUUGAAAAAAUCAAGAGUCAGGUGCCAGUAUCAAAAGACAUAGAGCCUCUAUUAGAAAUGGACAAAGAAGAGAAGAAGUUUGAAAUUUUCUUAUCAAUGCACAAAAGCUCUUUACACAUCUCAGACCUCAAAGUGUUCCUUCCCUUCACCAUAAACCUGGACCCCUUCAUUAGAAAGGUAAUCAAAGAAGAUCAGCCACAGUUUGACGACAAUGGCCCACAAUUUACUGCACACACACCCAACCCCUGGACGUUCCAACCGUAUGAUGCUCAGAGUAAAUCAUCCUCCACUGCAAGAAGAUUGCAGCCAUUAAGAGGUAACCAAAAGAAUUCAACUGCCAGCUUGCCUCCAAUGAAUCCAAUGUUAUGGGGCUAUGGACCAACUUUCAUGCCUUCUAUACAAUCAGCUCCAUCAGUGGAUUUCAACACUGUCCCCAUGAAUGUCAACGCAGCUAUCACCUCUGGUCACACAAGCUUGCCGCCUGAGGCAGCUGAUAAAAAGCUGUCAACAUUAACCAUUGAGAGCUUGUUUGAUAUCUUCAGUAAAGUGGAAGGUGUAUCAGCAACCAUGAUAUCAAAUUACAAGGAUCGCUUUGUUGAACACAAUAUUAAUGGCAAAGUCCUUUUACACUGUGAUUUAGAUGAUCUUAAGAAGGUGUUGAACAUGAACUUUGGUGACUGGGAAUUGUUCCGUAUGCUGGUACUUGGACUCCGGGACCGGGAAGCUGAUGAGGAUUUCAUCAGUAAAAAUGUGAGAUUUGCAGAUCCCCAGAUGCAGCAGUGUGGUAGUCAUGUUCCUGAAGAUAUGCUGGAUGACAGCGCAGAACCAAGUAGUCUGGCCAGCAGCAUGGAAGGGUCUCUAAUGCGACGGGGAUCAAGUCGGGCGUCUUCCACCCACAGCAGUAACAAGGAUCGCGAAGAUUCCCACAGUACAGUGCGUAAACUGACCAAGCAAAACCUACUAGCCAAGCAGCAGGGGGCACCAAGAAAACCUUCCCAGUCAUCAGUAAAGAGCAGAGAUGAUGGCAAUGAUGACAACACUGACGAAGGAAACACACACAACUUGCUGGAGGAGGAUGUCGUCUCUAAUUUCAUUAUUCCGAAAAUAGUCAUUGAGCAGGUGACAAUGGAGGAACAGUUGAUCUUUGGGGCACUGCAGACACUUAAUGAAGAAGCAUGUGAGGAUGUGUUGGAGGAGCAGGAGAAAAGGAGCGAUCAACCCCCCACACCCACACACCUUGCAACUAUACCCUCAGGCGAGUCGAGUGAAGGUGGGGGUCGUGUGGUGGGAAAUGAUGAAGUGGAUGUCAUGUACUUGCAGUCAUCACCAUUGGUCUCUCAUAGGGUUGUGUCAGCCCCAGUGUCGGAUGCUGAAUCUGCCGCACCUUCCCUUGCCUCCAGUUUCUCUCCUUACAAAUCUAAUAAUGCUUCCCUCUCAAGAGCAUCAUCCUUGCGGUGUUCUUCCACUUCAACUUCUCCCAAGCAUAGUGCUGUAGAGAGACCUCAAGGAAUAUCUCAGAAUGUUUCUUUCAGAACUGAGAAAUCAUUAAAAAGUUUUGAGCACAGAGAAGCAUCGCCAAUCAGAAGGAUAUCCUUAUCAAAUUCAUCAUCUCCAUUACGUCGUGAUCGACCACAAUCACUCAACUUGGGCGGUGGUAUCCGAGACCGAACAGCUUCAAGCCCUGUAUCUCCACAAACUGAUCAGUUACUCAAUGAUGAAGUCCCUUUAGCAUCUUUACCAGACCUUCCAGAAGCAGUUGCUGGGAUGAAACAUGUGUCUUUAGCUGAACAGUUUUCCUCUACCUCACUGGAGAAGCUGCGGCGUAUCAAGCACAAACUUCACCGUGCCCUUGGCUCUCACGAUGGUGCAAUUAGGGACUCUUCAGAUGAUGCAGAAACCUCUCCGCUUGUUCUGGCAACACCACCCUACAGCUGUACAACGCCAACUCAUACUCCCCCUACCCUCACACCUGAUGUUGAAAAUGCCCAUCCAUUGAACCAUUGUAUGGACACCAGCAGCCACCCCAUUACACCUCUCUUGCGCCAGGAUGCCCUUGAGACCUCACCCACAUCCCAAAUAACCUGUAAACUACCAUCAGUUGAUCGAGAAACUCCUGUAUGAAACACUAGAAUGAAUGCGAGACAUUUGCAAAUAUUUUCUGAAUAAAUAUUGCUGUUGGAAGUUUUCCAUUUAAAAAAAAAUCCAUAAAGGAGUAAAUAUACAAAGCAAAAACAAGGAAACAGCAUGCUGGAGGUUUCAUUACCAAUUUUACUUCUACUAAUGUGGUACUGUAAGCUUGGCAAAGAACAUUAGAGUGUGUAGGUCUAUAGCAAAUGGAAAGUUGUCCUCCUGUAUUGUAUAAGAUACCAACAUUUUGGAAAUUGUGAAAUACUAAACAUGAGUGAAAUUCCUAGUGAAUUUUUUCAUGCUAAGGGAAUAACACUGCUGGAUAAGAAAAAAGCUUGAAACAAGUAUUUUGUGAUAUAGGAAACAUGAAUACCCGAGGCUGUGACCUUAAGCAACAAUUUUAUUUCAAAGACGUUGUGUGAAAAGAGACUGGAAUUAAACUAUAAUGCAGUAGCUGGUCAUAUUUUACAAUAAAGUAUUAGAAUAAUAUUAAAGUCAAAAUACCUGUACAGUGGUCCCUCGGUUAACGACCACAAUUCGUUCCAGAAGGUCGCUCGUUAACCGAAAAUUUCGUCAAACGAAACCAUUGUUUCAAUGGG
Molecule: messenger RNA, 8603 nt
Organism: Homarus americanus (American lobster)
Lineage: Eukaryota; Metazoa; Arthropoda; Malacostraca; Decapoda; Nephropidae
Gene: Arms
Product: kinase D-interacting substrate of 220 kDa B-like
Exons: 33
Coding region: 1021-7998 (2325 amino acids)
Molecular function (GO): protein binding
Source: RefSeq, a predicted model, not a curated record